Molecule: messenger RNA, 4915 nt
Organism: Folsomia candida
Lineage: Eukaryota; Metazoa; Arthropoda; Collembola; Entomobryomorpha; Isotomidae
Product: ribosomal protein S6 kinase 2 beta
Exons: 21
Coding region: 1274-3667 (797 amino acids)
Biological process (GO): intracellular signal transduction; protein phosphorylation
Molecular function (GO): ribosomal protein S6 kinase activity; ATP binding; magnesium ion binding
Source: RefSeq, a predicted model, not a curated record
AACUAAAAUGUAAAUGUCUCCACCUUAAUUUGUAUCUGUAAGUAAUCUGCACCAGGCAAGAUUUGAUGAUUUGAGAUCAUAAAAUUUUUUGAGACUAAUAAUUAACAACGACACGCACCCAACUUAAUUAUUAUUAUCCUCAGUUUGUUAAUCGUUCUCAUGCGGGCGGGUUGUGCUUAAAUACUAAAAUUCUGUGCUAUAGUGCAUGUUAUAACCUUGAAAGAGACCUUAGUACUUAUAGUUUGGUUUGCUUGCCCUUAUUUUUUUUCGGAUGUGUACUACCAGAAGUUGUCACAAAUCAGGCCUGAUUGUGGGUGGGGUGUCAUUAAAUAGUGACACGGAGUCGUGUCAGCUUUCCAAAUUGUGCUCUUAAGUUUUGUAGCCUAAUUAGUAAAGGAAAACUACUGCUGAGACCGAGUUGAAGUAUUGAGGUCACGAACGAAUGAACGACAGACUUGCGGAACAGAAAGAGAGUCAGAGUCACACCGAUUUUCGGAUUUAUUUUUGCCCACCAGACAAGUUAAGACUACUGUGGGCUGUGCGAAAUCGUAUGUAUUUGUGCUCCCAGUUUUGUUUCUGCUUGUGCUGCAUAAUAUCAUCCUGCAACACUUUUACUUUUGUUUAGUUACAUAUUUCCCAGUUACGCAAAAACAGUUGUCGAAGCGUACAAAAUUCUGUCACUUGAUGAGGAUAAAUAAAUCUCUGCGAAAAAGGACAAAUCCGGUUUUGUAACUGGGCGAAUUUACUUAAUUGUUAAUUGUUACGUAAUACUGAAGUCAGUUUAGUGUUUUUUUGUCAAAAGUGUGUCAGUUUAGUUUGAAAUAUUCUUUUUUUUUUGUUAAAACAAAGAACACGAGAUUUGUACAUAGUUUCACCUCCUCACUUUUUUUCACGAAACGAGGCGACAGAAGUAUAUCCCUUAAAGGAUUUGAUUCCUAGCUGUCCUACAAAUUGGGAAGAUUGUUCCUGUCACCAAUGUCGUCGCUCUUUUAAAGCUUUAGUUUAGGACUCUCUCGUUUUAUGCAAUUCCAUCCAUGUUGACGUUGAUGAUUUGACGACGUGAAGGGAAAGCAAAGCAAAUCCAGGAGAGGGGAGAUUUUGGCCAGAAAAAAAGUUACAAUUUUGUCCCUAACUUUUCAAUAUUCCAGACUUGUCAAGGAAGUGUCACUUAAUUCCGUGGUGGUUGUGGUGCCAUUGACUCGAAAAGCCGACAAUUUAAUCAAACCAGACUACACAUUGUGCUAACAGAAAGUGAAAGCUAAGCCGGAUUAAGAUGCCGUUAGCUCAUCAACUAGGAGUACCUUGGGGAGAUACGAAGCGACCACCAGAGGCGCAAAUGGGAUUGGAGGAGAUGCUGGUUGAUGAACAUGUCGACCCUUCCCCCACCUCGAGUCAGAGUCAGAGCAACGCUAACAACAACGGUUCCAAGCGGGGAAGCCCUGCAGGGACGCCGGAUGACUCGGAAGAACCCAUGAACGGGGUCGAGGCAGAAAUCGAGGUCAACGAUGUGACACGAGAAGGUCACGAAAAAGCGGACCCUUCACAAUUCGAGCUGCUCAAAGUACUGGGGCAGGGUUCGUUCGGAAAGGUGUUCCUUGUCCGAAAAGUGGUUGGAAACGAUGGUGGAACCCUCUACGCCAUGAAAGUGUUGAGAAAGGCGACACUGAAAGUUCGGGACAGAGUGAGGACAAAGAUGGAGCGGAACAUUCUGACCGAAGUACAGCAUCCGUUCGUCGUGAGAUUGCAUUACGCCUUUCAAACGGAAGGAAAACUCUACCUGAUUCUCGAUUUCCUCCGUGGAGGCGAUCUUUUCACGCGUUUGGCGAAAGAGAUAAUGUUCACCGAGGAGGAUGUCAAAUUCUACUUGGCAGAGCUCGCCCUCGCGCUAGACCAUCUCCACUCCAUCGGCAUCAUCUACCGUGACCUCAAACCGGAAAACAUCCUCCUGGACUCGGACGGACAUAUAUCUCUCACCGAUUUCGGCUUGAGCAAGCAACCCCUCGACGACGAGAAGGCGUACUCCUUCUGCGGCACGGUGGAAUACAUGGCCCCCGAAGUGGUCAACCGUAAAGGUCACUCGUACCAAGCAGACUGGUGGUCGUUUGGGGUGCUCAUGUACGAAAUGCUAACGGGUUCGCUGCCUUUCCAAGGAGCCAACCGGAAGGAGACGAUGGUGCAAAUUUUAAAGGCUAAGCUAGGCAUGCCACAAUUCCUCUCGCCCGAAGCGCAAUCCCUCCUACGUGCCCUGUUCAAACGAAAUCCAGCCAACCGACUGGGAGCGGGAGGCGUUUCUGAAAUCAAGUCACACUGCUUCUUUGAGAGGAUUGACUGGGAAAAGUUGGUCUUGAAGGAAGUGGUCCCUCCAUUCAAGCCGGCCGUUUCGAGAGCCGAUGACGCGUUCUAUUUCGACUCGGAGUUUACAUCAAGAACGCCGAAAGAUUCUCCUGGCGUCCCACCAUCUGCAAACGCACACGAAUUAUUCAGAGGUUUCAGCUUCAUCGCUUCGUGCCUACUAGACGACAAUAUGAAUGCAUCUCCGCUCCCGAAUUCCAACGUCAUCAAUUCGGACGGUCUCCCAGCUUCCAAUCCUGUCGCGGAUAACAAACCAACGCCGGAAAUGUGUCGCCAGACCGGCGUACCAAUCCAAAUUCCGAGCUGGGACUCGAAGGCUAUACGGACCAGCAAUAUUCUAGACGAUUACGAAAUGAAGGAAGAAAUUGCCAAAGGUGCUUAUGCAACUUGUCGCCGCUGUGUUCAUAAGAGCUCUAGGGUCGAACAUGCAGUCAAGAUCGUCUCAAAAGGGUCACGCGAAUGGCAUGAUGAAGUCGAUAUUCUCCUCCGUCAUAGUCAGCAUCCCCAUAUCGUCACGUUGUACAGCGUGUACGAAGAUGCCACCAAAGUAUAUCUGGUCACUGAAUUAUUACGAGGGGGUGAACUCCUCGAUAAAAUUUUGGCGCACAAAAGACUCUCGGAACGUGAAGCGGCCGACGUGAUGGCAGUUUUAGUCGACACGGUGGCAUACUUGCAUCGACAUGGCGUCGUGCACAGGGACCUCCAACCCGCAAACAUUGUGUAUGCCGACGUGGCCCAAAAACCUGACGGGAUUCGCGUGUGCGAUUUUGGUUUUGCGAAACAACUCCGCGCAGAGAACGGUUUGUUGAUGACGCCAUGCUACACGGCAAACUUUGUUGCGCCUGAAGUCCUCCGGAAGCAGGGGUACGAUGCGGCGUGUGAUAUUUGGUCUCUGGGUGUCAUUCUGUACACAAUGUUGUCAGGGAAAACGCCCUUCGCCACAGGAGCGAAUGAUCCCCCAGCCAUGAUCCUGUCUCGCAUUGGUAACGGUGAGAUAGACAUCACGUCUGCAAAUUGGAAUCAUGUUUCGGACCCGGCGAAAAAUAUAGUUCGUAAAAUGUUGGACGUCGACCCGGCGAAGCGUCCCUUUGCGAAAGAUAUUGCUCACUGCCUCUGGCUUAAGAAUCGUGGUACUCUGCCAUCCCAAGCGUUACCGAUCGAGUAUCCCUCGUCACUCAAGAGUGCCAUCCAAGCCACGUACUCUGCGCUGUCGCAAAGUCCGAAGGCCCCCCCGUUGGGCCCCAUCGUUCAAUCCGAGUUGGCCAGACGGCGUCAACGCUCAAGACCUCAUUCUCACUCUUCCUCGGAAAUGUAAUCCUGUAAACGAUAGUCAAACAACUAUAUAAAUAAAAAAUAUGUAAAUCAAUAACACGUCGAUGACUCGUCAAUUUCCACAAAUGUUGUCACGUACAUAUGAGUAUUUCGUGGGGAGUAUUUUACAGAUGGAGUGCAAAUUUUUGUGUCUGUCUCAUUGUCAUUCCUAUUAUUAUUGUCCCUCUCAUGUCACUAAUUAAGUUUAGAUAAUAUUAUGUAGUUAUAGUCAUUUUAUCAAUUCAAUUUCUCACUUUUAACAACUAAACUAUAUCCAGAAACUUCAACUAUAAUGUACACUUAAGUACUUACCAUUAUUCAUGAAAUGAAACAAUCUAGAUAUUAGUCUUUGUUAUCUGGGACCUUGAUAUCUUAUCUUAAAUAAGUACUUGCCAAUUUUUAGUUCAGGCUUUAAUUGACUGCCGUUUAUAAUUAGGAUGUCUUAUUCCUCUUUUUUGUAGCCGUUACACUUUUUAAUAAAGUAAUGUGUGUAGGUAGUCUAAAUUACAGAUUGGCUGUAAAUGAGUAGCUGUUAUCUAUGUGCAUACUAAUUCUUCAUGAUGUCAAGUCAAUCAAUCAAUUAUGUACUUAAGAUAAGAUUGAUUACUCUCAAUAAUUAAGGAACCAACAUUCCCGAAAACAUUUUAUGAAAUAUCUAAUAGUGCGAAGAAGGAAACGAAUGUAUUGUGAUGAUGGUAAAAGAAAUGAAUGGUGGAUAUAUGUCUGACUUACAUAAGUACUUGUGCAAUUAUUUUAUGUACGAUUUUGAGAAAACUUUAAUUUUUUUAAGUUCUUUUAAAUAGGAAUAAAAAUCCCGUGAUAUUUUUGUGGCACAAAUAUCGUACUAUAUUUUAAAUUAAAUUAUAAAUAUGUAAACACAAUCCCCAAAUAUACCUAUGUAUUUACCUCUUUCACUCGUGUGAGAUGCCAAUUAGUUAAUUAUGUAGCAUGAUGGCAAUUUGCAUGAUUCAUUACAUAAUAUGUAAUUUCAGUAAGAUGUAUAACUAUUCCAGAAAAGAAAAAUUCCUUAGCGAAAUUAAUUCAAUCUUCGUUUCAGCAAUUAAAUUCAUUAAAGGACACUAAUUCUCCUUAUUAAUAACUUAAUUAGCAAGUAAGUUCUAGGUAAUUAAGUGUAAACUAACUGGGGAAAUAGAAUAUUUAGUGGUAUUUAGAUAGUCAUUACUUAUCUGCAAUUGCAUACUACUCUAAAUAUUAUGGACAGAAUUUAUUGCAAAGAGACGCAUUUUUUUUA